UCAACUGAAGGUCAAUUCUGCCAAAAUGGCUUCGAGAUCCAGACGUGUCGAGCCGCGCUCGGGCAUUGCCUGUUCUGACGAUACCGUGCUAGCAUUACUAGAAGAAUCUGAUGUCGAUUUUAGCAGCGACGAUGAUACCCAAGAUCCCACAUAUAAUGAACCCACGGAAAUGGCUACACAAGAGCGUCGAAGGUAUGAUUCUAGUGAUUCUUCUGUAAAUUCAGACUCCCAUGAUGUUGUUGAGCCACCAUCGCCGGCUUUAUCGAGUGGAUCUAUAAUACGCCAGGCCACUGGCUCUGGUUUACGCCGAGCAAGAUCUUCUCGUCGCCCUCGAAGGUCAGCUCAGCCAACCUACAGACAAAUACCGUCUCAAUCUCAACCUGAUGUUGUGGAUUUAUGGACUGGAAAUUUUGAACCUCUCGAAAUAAAUCUAUACGAACCAACAUACGUGCCAAAUUUCGACCAUGGAUGGUCAUACGAACAGUUCUUUGAACGUUAUAUAGAUGAACAAAUACUUAUAAAAAUUGUAGAUUGUACAAACAGAACAGCAGUUCAUGUAAAAGGCAGGUCACUUGGUCUUACAAUUAAGGAAUUAAAAGUUUAUAUUGGAGUGACAAUGAUUAUGGCUUCAUUGCAAUAUCCUCAAAUAGACAUGUAUUGGUCGUCUAAAUGGAAACAGCCUAUCAUUACCUCAGCUAUGACACGUCUGCGUUUUUACGCAAUUAGAACGUCGUUAAAAGUGGUUUAUGAUCUUGAUGUUACCGCCGAAGAGCGUCAAAAAGACAAGAUUUGGAAAGUGCGUCCCCUUUUCGAGAAAGUACGACAAGGAUGUUUAGUUCAACCUCGCACAGCAAAAAUGUCUAUUGAUGAAAUGAUCAUUCCGUUUACUGGUCAAUGUUGUAUUCGUCAAUAUAACCCUAACAAACCUAAUCCCUUAGGGUUAAAAGUAUUUGUUUUAGCAACGCCUCAGGGAAUGGUUAUAGAUUUCGAGAUAUAUCAAGGAGACACAACUUUUCCAGAAAUUAGACAGAUGGGUUUUGGUCUUGGAGAAGCAGCUAUUCUUCGGCUGACCGAAGCACUUGUCCCUGGUCACCACAUCUUUUUUGAUCGCUAUUUUACCACUAUCAAAUUGUGUGAUGAAUUAUUGAAUAAAGGUUUUCACGCGACUGGAACAAUUAUGAGAAACCGAUUGCCCAAAAACUGUAUGAUGGAAGAAGAUAAGAUUUUUAUGAAAAAGCAACGUGGUUAUUGCGAAAUAAAAACACGAGCAGAUGGCAAGAUGGCAGUGACACGUUGGAUGGACAAUAAGCCCGUCGUGAUGUUGUCAACGCGUUUAUCUAAUACACAUGCAGAUGAGUGUGAAAGAUGGUCGAAGAAAAACAAAGUGUAUGAACGUGUAAGACGCCCCGAAGUUAUCAAAGAAUAUAACGAAAAUAUGGGGGGUGUAGAUUUAGUUGAUAGAAUGCUAGCUGUAUGCCCUUCACGUAACAGAACAAAAAAGUGGACAAUACGAGUAAUAUCUCAUAUGAUAGACUUGGCUGUUGCUAACUCAUACCUUCAGUUCAAACAGAGAGAGAAGAAAAAAGGCGUUAAAAACGUUAUAGGCAUUCGUGAAUUUAAGAUGGAACUUGGUGAAAAGUUGAUUGCUGAUAACUUAGAUUCUACAGAUACAAAUGACCCUGCUGAUGAGUUCGAAGAACUUUUACCAAAGCACAAGAAACAAGAAUGUUUAAGAGUUAAACAUGGGUUUUUUAGAAGAGUUUUCAACAGAAACUAUUCACUUGGAUUUGGAAGUCCUAGAACAGACGUCUGUUCAACAUGCCUACAACUUCUCGAGAAAAUUAAAUUGGAGGCUGAUGCAAUUAAACGGCAGUCACUUAUAAUCGAAAAACGAGUACACAGCCUCAAGGCAAAAGCGUUUUUUGCAUUGGUGAAGGAGGAAAGUCCAGAUAUAAAAACUCUCUCAUUUGAUUGCGAGAAAAACAUGCCUCUGCCCAAGAUACCCGACCAGAGCACUUAUUACUCCCGCCAGAUAUAUUUAUAUAACUGUACUGUAGUUGAAGGGAGCUCCAAGUCGCAACUUACACAGAAUAACGUUUUUGCAUACUGCUGGACGGAAAACGAGUUUAACAAAGGUGCAAAUGAGAUAUCUUCAAUUGUAUAUCACAGACUUAUGAACACUGACUUAUCUGAAGUUCAAACAGUAAGAUUAAUAGCAGAUGGAUGCGGAGGGCAGAACAAAAAUUCAAUUAUGUUAGCAAUGUGCUCCAAGUGGUUGGUAGAAACCUAG
Colias croceus (clouded yellow) is the source of this 2290-nucleotide messenger RNA. Its product is annotated as piggyBac transposable element-derived protein 2-like. The transcript has 3 exons. The record is from RefSeq and is a predicted model, not a curated record. The coding region runs from base 26 to 2290 and encodes 754 amino acids. Lineage: Eukaryota; Metazoa; Arthropoda; Insecta; Lepidoptera; Pieridae.